AUGAGCGGGGCCCAGACCUUAUCGAGGACGAACCCAACCACGCCGAAUCCGAGUUCCUCUCAAGCCAACGCGAUGAGCGGUGCCCAGGUUUCAUCGAGUACGAGCCCAACUCCGCCGAAUCCUGGGAGUUCCUCUCAAACCAUCACGAUGAGCGGGACCCAGGUUUCAUCAAGUACGAGCCCAACUCCGCCGAAUCCUGGGAGUUCCUCUCAAGCCAACAUGAUGAGCGGGACCCAGGUUUCAUCGAGUACGGUCCCAACCGCGCCGAAUCCUGGGAGUUCCUCUCAAACAAACCCGAGCCAGGUACACAUUAAGGCCCGGAAAAUGUCAGCGCGCGAUGCGGUUCUGCAAAACCUUUUCAACGUGGAAAAGAACGACGCCUUCUUCCCCGGCAUAAGCGCGUUUGCAACCGAUCUACAGACAAGGUCCGUCGAUGAGAUAAGGGAACUCGACAAUGAUACCUGGCGAUGCUUCAAUAUGCGAUCCCCGUUGAACGCCGACGAAUUUUGGGGCUGGUGCAACGACGUUAUUAUCGCUUUCAAGGAGGAGCGUGGGACCGGCGACAACCAAAAUCGGAAUCCAGCCAUUUCAGCGGUGCUCUCUAGGCUCUUAGCGUCGAAAGGAGGGUCACUGGACGGCAUGGAACCCCGACUGAGAGGUUUGGCCACUAGAGCAAUGAUGAUGACGCUUGGUUGGAUCUCGACGGCGACUAUGCCGGUGGCGCAGCCUGACACGCCAGAUGACCGCGAGAUAGAUGAGGGGAAAGGGGAUGUCUCUCUGGUGUUUGACAAAAGUUACAACCCCGCCACUUGGAUUGGUUCCUGGAAGGAUCCCCAGGACCCCCAGGACCCCCAGGACCACCAUGUCAAGGAGCCCUUCAACUACUUCCGAAACAAUCUAGGUGAUCUUGCCCUCCACUCACCGGUCGAGGCCGGCUUUGGCCCCUACCAGACGGGACAAGACGGCGAUGAUGCUGGCACUGUCAAUGACGAACUAUUGCACGAAAAUCGCAUGACGUAUGAUUCAUUGCAGAGGUUUGGCGCAAUUUCACUCAAGUGGGUGUCAACACUGGUAGAGCAUCUGCAUUUCAACCCAGAGCGACGCGAGCUUUCUGUGUUCCAAUUUCCUUCGGUCUGCGCGAUCAGAAUACAAAACAAACAAAGUUUUCCCCUUGACGCAAACAUCACCAACUGGGUCUUGACCCGCAACCCUUCCCCUGCGGAGGACCUGGUGGAGGACCAUGUUGAGGUGUACCAAGAGGUGCUCCUCUCCUAUCGUCUCCUGUUCGGGCAAACUGCCAAGUCGCGGUCUUUGCUAAAAGAAGCGCUGAAGAAAGUGGAGGGAAACAUCCGUGAUCCUUUUUUAAAGGAUUGCGUGGCCGCCCUCCCAAAGGGACGCCCCUGGGAUUUUGUAUGGACGGCGCAGGAGCAACCUCUGGACAGCAACCUCUUCCCUAAGGCUGUUCAGGGCGCUGACGGCUGUAUUAGGGACUGGAAUACAUAUCCAGCACGGGAUAACUUCCCUAUUUUUGGCGAGCAGCUUCUGUUGCUGCAAAAAUUCGCAGAUAGGCAUCCGCCUAUGGGGUUCUGGGACUAUGUGCAAGAUCGCAGAUACCCCAAGGAGCACUUCCAGUCCCAGGUAGCGCUAUUCUUUGGGCUGUUCACCCUCUUCUUCGCUGCCCCACAAACAGUCGCAACAAUCUGGUCGCUCGUCAAGCAGUACGAAGGUUGA
Messenger RNA from Aspergillus mulundensis, 1731 nucleotides. RefSeq lists its product as uncharacterized. The transcript is spliced from 3 exons. NCBI's taxonomy places the organism in Eukaryota, Fungi, Ascomycota, Eurotiomycetes, Eurotiales, Aspergillaceae. The record is from RefSeq and is a predicted model, not a curated record. Bases 1 to 1731 code for a protein of 576 amino acids.